GCUGGUACCUUACUUACAAUUCAACCCACCCCCGUCCAGCCCUCCUCGUUUCCUUCAUCGAGCAUUUACCGUAUCUCGCUUUGAGCCAAUCACUUGGAUACUCGAACUUCACAUUUCCGCUCCAAUAUGGCUGAUCGCUUCCCUUCAUUGGAGGACUUCUCCGCGGGCCAGACCGAGGUCGUGGAGACCAACGGCGGCUCCGAUGAGAACGACUUCCUGGCUCGCGAAAGAGCCAUGCUUGGCGACGAUGCUGAGCAAUUCGCAACCCCUCAAGAUCAUGUCGCCGUGCCCGAAGACGUAAACAACGAUGACGAUCUAUUGGGUGGUGAUGCGGACGCCUUCCCAGCCGCCGGUGACGCCUCGCCUCAGGAGAUCGCCGGGUUCGAAUCCUCUUUCCCCGCCCUUGACAUACAGAAUGAGCAAGUUGCCCCUGGUGGUACAAUCACUGGAACGGGGGCCCCCUUCCCGCCCACCGGAUACACCAACUAUAGUUCCCAAGCUCUCGACGAGGAGCCCGAGCCCGUCAGGGAAUGGCGUGAAAGACGAGACGCAGACAUUCAGCGCCGUGCUGAAAUCUCCGAGGAGAAGAAGCAAGCGACCGUGAAGAAGGCACAGGAGGAUAUCGACGACUUCUAUGUCUCUUAUAACAACAAGACGGACAAAUUGCGUGCCCAGACUCGUGCCGAAGCUGAGCAGUUCCUCGCCAACCGCGAAGACACAUCGUCUGGUGGCACUAGCUGGGAGCGCAUUGCAAAGCUGGUUGACGUAUCCGGAAAGGGCAGCAAGGGUGGUGCGAGCGGAUCUGGCAAGGAGCGCUUCCGUGAGUUGCUGCUCGACUUGAAGAAGGAUCAGAAUGCCCCCGGCGCCGGCGGUGUUUAAGCUUCCCGAUACCUGAUACCCAGGGACGGCAAUUGAGCCCGAGAAUUUAAGUCUCCUGGAGGUUAUACCUCACUUCCUCUACUUUCAGCGCCAUUCUCAUGAACAUCAUGUCAUUCCGCAUUGACCCCAGGAGCUCAGACGUUCUUCAUCGACCUGAAUAUACCUACGUGGAUCAAUUGAUUCUAUGGCGGCUUCCUAAUCACAAUGUCUUUUUAUUUUAUUCUCAUUACAUGUUUUCAUAUCUUCCUUAUUCCCUUUCUGUAGUUAGAUCAUGCAUAUUGGAACACUACAC
Aspergillus homomorphus CBS 101889 is the source of this 1171-nucleotide messenger RNA. Its product is annotated as clathrin light chain CLC1. Gene Ontology annotation, biological process: intracellular protein transport; clathrin coat assembly; clathrin-dependent endocytosis. Gene Ontology annotation, cellular component: plasma membrane; clathrin coat of coated pit; clathrin coat of trans-Golgi network vesicle. Bases 127 to 879 code for a protein of 250 amino acids. The transcript is spliced from 4 exons. Gene Ontology annotation, molecular function: structural molecule activity; clathrin heavy chain binding. The record is from RefSeq and is a predicted model, not a curated record. Lineage: Eukaryota; Fungi; Ascomycota; Eurotiomycetes; Eurotiales; Aspergillaceae.